AUGUCGUCCAUGCGCAAUGCCGUCCAGCGGCGUAAUCACAAAGAGCGUGCGCAACCCAUUGAACGCGAGAAAUGGGGCCUACUCGAGAAGCGCAAAGACUACAAGCUGCGCGCAGCCGACCAUCGACAGAAGAAGGCAAAACUCAAGAUUCUGAGCGAGAAGGCUCGCGACCGCAAUCCUGAUGAGUUCUCGUUCAAGAUGAUGUCAUCUCAGGUGGACAAGCAGGGAAGGAAGAUUGUGGAUCGAGGCAAUAGGGCGCUGAGUGUGGAGGUGGUCAAGUUGCUGAAGACACAAGAUGCGGGGUAUAUUCGCACAAUGUUGCAAAUGGCACGCAAGGAGAGGGAGGAGUUGGAGCAAAAGCUCAUCAUGGAGGAGCAGGGCGAGGUCCGGGCUGUCAGAGACGGGGAGAGGGUGAAGCCGGGCAAGCACAGGGUUUUUGUGGAGGAUGAAGAGGAGCAAGAGGAGUUUGAUCCGGACUCGUGGUUUGGACAAGGCAAAGAUAUGCCUGCGCGCAACGAUUCACCCACAUUUGGCGACCUUCAAGACGACCUCUCGGAAGAGGAAGAACAACUCAUCCAGCAGUCCGGCACAUUAUCCAAAAAGAAGAUUGAGGCACAAGAGCAGGCGAGACGGGAAGCAAGAAAGUUCCGCAAAGACCGAGAACGAGGACAGGAAAGACUAGUGACAAGGUUGCGAGCGAUCAAGAAGCGGGAGAGCGAGCUCGCUGCGGCCGAGGAGGAACUGGAGCUGCAGCGCGCAAAGAUGAACAACACAGUAGGAGGUGUCAACAAGAACGGCGUAAAAUUCAAGAUUCGGGAGCGCAAGCGCUGA
Pyrenophora tritici-repentis Pt-1C-BFP is the source of this 831-nucleotide messenger RNA. RefSeq names its product U3 snoRNP-associated protein Utp11. The record is from RefSeq and is a predicted model, not a curated record. Gene Ontology annotation, biological process: rRNA processing. Lineage: Eukaryota; Fungi; Ascomycota; Dothideomycetes; Pleosporales; Pleosporaceae. Gene Ontology annotation, cellular component: nucleolus; small-subunit processome.